Messenger RNA from Erinaceus europaeus (western European hedgehog), 1050 nucleotides. Its product is annotated as coiled-coil domain-containing protein 81-like. The record is from RefSeq and is a predicted model, not a curated record. The transcript is spliced from 2 exons. Lineage: Eukaryota; Metazoa; Chordata; Mammalia; Eulipotyphla; Erinaceidae. Bases 222 to 473 code for a protein of 83 amino acids.
CAGGCUCCAAGGCCCGUCUCAAUCAGGUGUAAUGGAGGCUUCCAGAAGGAAGUGCCAGCUGUUAAUUCCUUGGAACUUAUUCCCACUGUAACUUGUUGGGUGUGUUUUGAUGAUGUUGGUCUCCAUUAGAAUAAACUGUGGUCUCACCUCCUCCUCUUCCAAUUAUCAGGAUUGAUGAACAAAAAGCUGAACUGAAGAAACAUCAAUUUGAGCAGAGAGAAAUGUAUAAGAAAGCACUGGAAUACCAGCUGAAACACAGGCCUUCCAGACUGCCCAUCUAUGAGCCCAUGGGCACCUUCACCAACUUUGGGCAGAAUGAGAAGACCCUGGAGGCCGAGAAGCGGCAGAGAAAUAUUGAAUACAUGAAGCAGCAGGUGGAAGCUGCUGCAGGCCACAAAAGACAGCUUAUCCUCAGCCACAUAAAAAAUCUACAGCAAGAAAAAGAAAAGCUCCAGAAAAACCAAGAAAAGUAAGGGGCCUGGUCCUUCCUUCCCCACCAUAACCCUCUCCUCCUUUCUCUCCCUCUCCUCCCCCACCCCUUGACACCGACCUUAGUAGAAACAUGUGUGGACACGUGGAGAGUCAUGAAUGACCCUAGCUCGCCCCAGCCUGCUUCUCAUCUCUACUCCCCUGUCAACUUCUGAGGCUGUUGCAUGUCACAAGCCACCUUAUGGGAUGAGUAUAUAUCCAGGGAUUAAUGUUUUACAUUCAACAGUAAAUACAAUAGUUUGUACAUGCAUAACAUUUCUCAGUUUUCCACAUAACAAUACAAACUGCACUAGAUGCUCUGUAAUCAUUUUUGGACAUGGACUCUCCCCCCACUGCACCACAGAGUCUUUUACUUUGGUGCAAUACAGCAACUGCAGUUCUGGUUCUACUUGUGUUUUCUCUUCUGAUCUUGUUUUUCAACUUCUGCCUAGGAGUGAGAUCAUCCCAUACUCAUCCUGUUUCUGACUUAUUUCAUUUAACCUAAUUUCUUCACACUCCAUCCAAGAUGGGCUGAAAAUGGUGAAGUCACCAUUUUUAUCACUGAGUAGUAUUCCAUAGUGU